Messenger RNA from Pelmatolapia mariae (spotted tilapia), 2062 nucleotides. Its product is annotated as G protein-activated inward rectifier potassium channel 3-like. Gene Ontology annotation, biological process: potassium ion import across plasma membrane; regulation of monoatomic ion transmembrane transport. Gene Ontology annotation, cellular component: plasma membrane. The record is from RefSeq and is a predicted model, not a curated record. Gene Ontology annotation, molecular function: inward rectifier potassium channel activity. The transcript is spliced from 3 exons. NCBI's taxonomy places the organism in Eukaryota, Metazoa, Chordata, Actinopteri, Cichliformes, Cichlidae. Bases 555 to 1874 code for a protein of 439 amino acids.
UAGCAGCUUAUUUUGUGUAAGUUCCAUUUGUUAAUUUGAUCCCUGAAUUGUAUUCAGUCAGGUCUAUGUUUAAUUUACAGCUGCCACCACUGAUAGAUGACCUAUAAAACAGAGCCUUAAGUGUCCAUGCUUUUGUGGAACUUUUUCCAGCUUCUUUUCAACAAAUAGCUUGAUUUACAAACGUUUAAGAAAAAUAUAUACACCCAGGUUAUAUUAUGUUCAAGGCUGAUUAAAUUAUCUGACUAGGGUGAGAGUAUCUGGGCUGAAAUGUUCCAAAAACUGUUGCAGGCUUUUUAAUGUGCCCUGAAUCAUAUUAGGUUUGUGAAAGCAGACUUUAAGCAUGAAAAAACAUUUUGUUGUCAGUGUUUGUUCUCUGAAUGAUUGAGGGGGAGGAGACAAACAGCUGGAUAGCUCCACAGCAGUAGCUCUUCACUCCAAACUCCUCCUCCAUUUGAUUACCCCGAUGAGCUGAAGGAAGUUACAUUAUACCAGCGGCAGCGUUCAUCUUAAGACAUGCUUUGCAGAGGUUGCAGAUAAAUUCACUUUGAUCCACGAUGAUCACUAACUGCUCAUCACCCCCACCAUCCCAAGAGGGGCCUCAGUGUCCACCUGAGAGUUCCUCUCAGGUGUUCGCUCCGGCUGAGCAUGAGGUUCAUCAACAGGACAUCAUCCAAAAAACUCCUCUAGAAUCAGUAGAAGACACUUUGAAACCUCUGCACAUGCAUCGUAACAAACACUUUAAACGUUUGAGCUCUCAAUGGCAAUCAACCUUCAGGGGCAACAUUGCUCUCUCUCCAACAGAGAAGCGGCACGGUGCAAAGAGCUUCAGGAGGUGCUGCAAGCUGCUGGGAGACGAACAGCCUCUAUGUGUCACUACCAACAAUCAGCGCCAGCGUUACGUCACCAAGGACGGCAAGUGCAGGGUUAAUCUGGGGCACAUUAAAGACAAGAGUCGCUUCAUUUCAGAUAUUUUCACCACAUUAGUAGAUCUUAAAUAUCUCUGGUUCCUUCUCAUCUUCACUGCCUGUUACAUCCUCACAUGGAUGUCCUUUGGUGCAAUCUACUUCUUAGAUGCUUGGCUACGUGACGACAUUGCACACGUCCACGACUCCCAGUGGCAGGCAUGCUUUGAAAAUGUGGAUAGCUACCUCUCAGCCCUGCUGCUAUCUCUGGAGACCCAGAGGACUAUUGGGUACGGCUCCAGGAGGGUAACAGCUAAUUGUCCUGAGGGUGUGGUGCUCCUGAUGGUCCAGUCCAUCACCGGCUCCAUUAUCGAUGCCGUGAUGGUGGGCUGUAUGUUCGUUAAAAUCUCCCGACCACAGCAGAGGGCCCAGACACUGAUCUUCAGCAAACACUGCGUCAUCUGCGAGCGUGACGAGAAGCUCUGCUUGCUCUUCCGCAUAGGUGACCUUCGAGAGAGCCACAUGGUGGACGCCAAGAUCCGAGCCAAGCUGAUUAAAUCCAGGCAGACCAAGGAGGGAGAGUUCAUCCCACUGGAGCAGUCAGAGAUCAAUCUGGGCUAUGACACUGGAGGAGACAGGCUUCUCCUGGUAGAGCCCCAAACCAUUGCCCAUAUCAUCAAUGACAGUAGUCCCUUCUGGGAGGUGGGGGCCAAGCGCUUGAAGAGGGAGACACUGGAGAUUAUCGUUAUCCUGGAAGGCAUUGUGGAGGCAUCAGGUAUGACAUGCCAGGCAAGGACAUCCUACACACAGGAUGAGAUUCUGUGGGGUCACCGAUUUGCUUCGUGCAUUUCCCUGGAAAAAGGGGCAUUCCUUGUGGACUACAGUGCAUUUGACAAAACCUUUGAAGUCCAAAUGUCUCCACUCAGUGCAAGAAACAGAAGCCAUGCAAAGGAUGAGGAAUCUACAUUUUAGAAACUGAAAACAGGUCUUAUUUAUGGAAACUAAGAAUCUGCAGUUGUAAUAAUUUUAUCUACUUUCUUGAUGUGGAAAGUUAAUCAUUUUGCUAUGUAAGUAGGUGAACCGAGUAAUUUUUAAUGAUCUAUUAAGUUUUAAAGACAAACAUGGCCAUCGAUGACUUUCAUACCUCUUUUUGUACAGCA